CACCAUGCAUUUAAAUCCCCCACUUUCAGUUCCUCACUUAAUGCAUAAUAUUCACUGCAAACAACUAGCUAAGCCAUUCAGUCCAACAUGGAGAGAUCACACCCCAAACCUGCAUUAAAGACAAAAGAUCAGGUGAAAGACAAAUAUUCCAAAGUUACACCCAAGCCUGCAGCCAAGGAAAAUACUAAAACUCAAGAGUUCAAGCUUCACACUGGACAAAGAGCCGUUAAGCGUGCUAUGUUCAAUUACUCGGUGGCGACCAAGUUUUAUCUCUUGGAAAUACAGAAGAAACAAGUUGAGAAAGUGCAAAAGAUGAUUGAAGAUGAAGAGAUACGUUGUUUAAGAAAGGAGAUGGUUCCAAAAGCUCAACUCAUGCCUUUCUUCGACAGACCCUUUUUCCCUCAAAGAUCGAACCGGCCUUUAACGAUCCCGAGAGAACCAAGUUUCCGCACAGUGAAUUCUAAAUGUUGGAGUUGCAUAUCGGAGAAUGAGCUCUAUUAUUUUCACCAUGCUCAUGCUUGGAACCCCAUCAAAUGAACACACAGUUACUAAAGGUUGCAUACUGUACUCAAAUCAAUGUGAUUGAUGGGCUACGUGCGUGCGUGCGUGCAUGCAUGCAUGAAUGAUCCAUGUACAAUAUAUCAACAUAUGUAGUUGUAGGAUGUUCCAUUGUAUCUCAUCUCAUCUCUUUUGUCAUUGUCUUUUGUGUUUUAUCGGCUUAGACAGUGUAAGGAGAUACAACCCCUUUCCACUAGUCAUUUAGUUUCAAAAUAAAGACGUGAUUGUAUCUACUUUUUAAUUUUUGGCAUCAAAAAAUCAUAAUUUUCCAUUUAA
Messenger RNA from Gossypium arboreum, 834 nucleotides. RefSeq names its product microtubule-destabilizing protein 60. The coding region runs from base 88 to 537 and encodes 149 amino acids. Gene Ontology annotation, cellular component: nuclear microtubule; mitotic spindle. Lineage: Eukaryota; Viridiplantae; Streptophyta; Magnoliopsida; Malvales; Malvaceae. The transcript has 6 exons. Gene Ontology annotation, biological process: activation of protein kinase activity; regulation of mitotic spindle organization; mitotic spindle assembly. The record is from RefSeq and is a predicted model, not a curated record. Gene Ontology annotation, molecular function: protein kinase activator activity; microtubule binding.